Messenger RNA from Oncorhynchus keta (chum salmon), 1315 nucleotides. RefSeq lists its product as uncharacterized. Bases 1 to 1149 code for a protein of 382 amino acids. The record is from RefSeq and is a predicted model, not a curated record. NCBI's taxonomy places the organism in Eukaryota, Metazoa, Chordata, Actinopteri, Salmoniformes, Salmonidae. The transcript has 2 exons.
AUGUGGAUCAUCUGCUACGGUCCAACGCCCCAGCAGAGACAUGCCGAGAGAACAAGAACAAUAACGACCCCCAGGACUAUUCUCCUGACUGUGGACGUACGGGAGAGACAGAGCCUGACCUUCCACCCGAACCUGGCCCACCACAGGAAGCCCAGGAGGAGCGGAGAUAUCCUAUUCGACAGCGAAGGGCACCUCAAAGGCUUGACCUGUGUUCCUCAAGGUUCUGUUUUAGGACCACUAUUGUUUUCACUAUAUAUUUUACCUCUUGGGGAUGUUAUUCGAAAACAUAAUGUAAACUUUCACUGCUAUGCGGAUGACACACAGCUGUACAUUUCAAUGAAACAUGGUGAAGCCCCAAAAUUGCCCUCGCUAGAAGCAUGUGUUUCAGACAUAAGGAAGUGGAUGGCUGCAAACUUUCUACUAUUAAACUCGGACAAAACAGAGAUGCUUGUUCUAGGUCCCAAGAAACAAAGAGAUCUUCUGUUGAAUCUGACAAUUAAUCUUAAUGGUUGUACAGUCGUCUCAAAUAAAACUGUGAAGGACCUCGGCGUUACUCUGGACCCUGAUCUCUCUUUUGAAGAACAUAUCAAGACCAUUUCGAGGACAGCUUUUUUCCAUCUACGUAACAUUGCAAAAAUCAGAAACUUUCUGUCCAAAAAUGAUGCAGAAAAAUUAAUCCAUGCUUUUGUCACUUCUAGGUUAGACUACUGCAAUGCUCUAUUUUCCGGCUACCCGGAUAAAGCACUAAAUAAACUUCAGUUAGUGCUAAAUACGGCUGCUAGAAUCCUGACUAGAACCAAAAAAUUUGAUCAUAUUACUCCAGUGCUAGCCUCUCUACACUGGCUUCCUGUCAAAGCAAGGGCUGAUUUCAAGGUUUUACUGCUAACCUACAAAGCAUUACAUGGGCUUGCUCCUACCUACCUCUCUGAUUUGGUCCUGCCGUACAUACCUACACGUACGCUACGGUCACAAGACGCAGGCCUCCUAAUUGUCCCUAGAAUUUCUAAGCAAACAGCUGGAGGCAGGGCUUUCUCCUAUAGAGCUCCAUUUUUAUGGAACGGUCUGCCUACCCAUGUCAGAGACGCAAACUCGGUCUCAACCUUUAAGUCUUUACUGAAGACUCAUCUCUUCAGUGGGUCAUAUGAUUGAGUGUAGUCUGGCCCAGGAGUGGGAAGGUGAACGGAAAGGCUCUGGAGCAACGAACUGCCCUUGCUGUCUCUGCCUGGCCGGUUCCCCUCUUUCCACUGGGAUUCUCUGCCUCUAACCCUGUUACGGGGGCUGAGUCACUGGCUUGCUGGGGCUCUCUCGUGCCGUC